AUUACACAGCAGGACCUGAUGCAGCUCUCAGUCCCUGUCCCUGUGAAGGGCACUGUGUGCCCAGAAAGCACGUGUAGGGACCUACACGGGACACAGACGACAUCACCAGAGGCCUGAGGGCUGGGCCCCGGCCAGGCCUUGCUCCUGAGGUGGGGUGUGCACAGUGGCACAGAGGGGAGGUGGAAAUCAGAUGAGCCUGGCUGCAGAUUCCUCAGGCCAUAUGUCAGCUUCUUCCUCUGUCCCUCUGGAGGUCCUCCCGGGGACUCACUCCUUGUCCUUGUCCUUGGGACAGCUGAGCCGGGUCUUCUCAGUGGUGUAGGUGGCCAUACCUGUACCAUGGAGGCAGGAGCUGGACCCCUCCCAGGGGCUCCAAACCUAGGACAGACAGUACCCCCAUCGGGGCUGGUGGCUCAGGUACCCCAGCGUGGAGGAUGGGGGUGGCAGGGAGGUGGCCUUGCCCUCAGCAGGACACAUUCCCAGGUGGGUAUUUUGGUCCGUGUGACAGGCCCCCAGAGUCAUCUGGCCUUGGCCGCCCCAGGGAGUCAGCUCCCCUAUAAAAGGGCCCAUUGACGACGUGCUCCUCUGGCGGUGUCGUGGAGAGCAGGGGGGGACCAUGGACUUCAUGAGCAUUCAGCAGUUGGUGAGUAGAGAAAGAGGUGAAGGGAAAGUGUUGGGGUUCAGACAUGCAGCUCCCGGUCCCGGAGGCUGGCCUUGUGACUGGAGGCUGGGCCCCCAUGAGGCAGUGGCCCAGGAGAAGCUGAAACAGGAGGAAGAGAAGAAGAGAAUGGAAAAAUUCAACAGCUCCAGAAUGAAUCUGGAGACACUGACAGACUUAGAAAACUUGAUUCAAAGACGGAGAGAAAAGCGACUAAGACGCAGAGUCCCCCCCAAGGAACCUGAGCCCGAGGCUGCGCCACAGCCCCAAGGCCAGCUGGAACCCGUGGACCUGGAGAUGUUCCUGAAGGCAGCAGCUGAGAACCAGGAGUCCCUGAUUGACAAAUACCUGACAGAUAGAGGGGAUCCCAGUGCCCAUGACAAGCUGCACCGCACAGCCUUGCACUGGGCCUGCCUGAGGGGUCACGGCCAGCUGGUGAGCAAGCUGCUGGCAGCCGGGGCCACCGUGGAUGCACGUGACCUGCUGGGCAGAACCCCUGUGUUCUGGGCCUGCCAGGGAGGACACCUAGACAUCCUCAAACAGCUGCUAAACCAGGGAGCCCAGGUCAACGCCCAGGACAAGAUCUGGAGCACCCCCCUCCAUGUGGCAGUGCGGACGGGCCACUCUGACUGCCUGGAGCACCUCGUGGAGUGUGGGGCCCACAUUGACGCACAGGACAAGGAGGGGGACACAGCUCUCCACGAAGCCGUGCGCCACAGCCACUACAAGGCCAUGAAGCUGCUGCUGCUGUACGGGGCCAAGCUGGGUGUGCAGAAUGUGGCCUUCCUGACCCCCGUGCAACUGGCCCGAGACUGGCAGCGGGGCAUCCGGGAAGCACUGCAGGCCCACAUGGGGCACCCCCGCAUGCGGUGCUAGGAGCACGGACCCAUGGGGUCACUCAGUCGCCAUUCCAGCCCCCGAACCUCAGUUCUCGGCUUCAGUCCUGUUCCUCUCCGGCCUGAGGCGCUGCGAUUCCUGCUGGGCUGGGGCUGGGAUGGGCUGAGGCAGGGACCACAGGCAGCAGGUGGCAAAGUGGGCUUAUGGAGCUGGGCACAGAGCAGGAGCAAGGCUGGAGCAGGAAGUGAGCAAGCUGUGCUGGAGACCACAUCUGAGCCUCAGCUCGGGAGACCAGUUCAGUGAAGGGCAAGGUCUGAUCUCCCACACAGUGGAGCAGAGGUGGCCGGCAGCUGCACCCCAGACACACAAGACCAGGCCAGGCCAGGCUGGCGCAGGCACUGGUGUGGCUGCUGCCACCCCAGGUGGGUCUCUGGGCUGUUGGCAGUGGUUGCCUGAUGGGUCUAGAGUGGCUCUGGUCCUUAGGACUUGGUGGGCUCUGGGGUCCGUAGGGCCCUCAGCAGGCUUGAAACCCUCAGGACACCAGAACCCUCCAGGUUACCUCAGGGGCCGAGGACCAGUGAGCCAAGACCAGCACCCAUUUGGAGACUAUGCCCACCCUGUCCAAAGGCUUCUCAGGCCAGCCAGUGGGUUUCCUCCUGGAGCUGGAGAGCCCAGCGCUAGGGUUGCUUGCGGCCCACUCAGGUCCUGAGGUGGAGGCCCGCAACCCUGGCUUCCCCAGGGCUCUGCUGCCCCCUGGUGCUGGAGCCCUGCAGCUGCUGCGGCCUCUGCUCCACCUCCCUCCCCCACUGGCAGCUCCCUGAGCUCUGUGCCCAGCAGGCAGCAGGGCAGGAAGGGACACGUGGACACCCACCUGCCUUGGCCUGUGGUCCCCACUCUGCACCUCUUCCUGAACGGCUCCCUCUCCCACUCCCCCUCGGUAGACCUGUACACUGGCAGGGAUGGCUCCUCAGAUGCUCAACAGAACUACAGGCUGGAGGAGGGCGAAACAAGAGGCCCAGCCUCCCUCAUGUGGUCCUGGGUCAUACACAGCACCCAGGGUGGCUUCCAUUCAGCAGCAGUUAUUCCUAGUGUAACCAGGUGGCCUUUUUAGGCCAGAACAAGGCUACACUAGCAUGUGAAAAGGCUGAUGUACGCCUGCUCUGGGCCACACACCUGUCCAUGGGCAGUUCCUGCCCUGCGGUGGCAGAGCCAGUGUGCACCAUGACACAGGUGCUAUGGGUGAAACAGGCACUUAAAUCUACGGCGAUGACAAGUCCUGAAGUGACAGGCAAAAGCACCUUUUUAUACGGAUCAGUACCUUUUGUUCAUUAAAAUGGCUACCUAUCACAGCCUAGUCAUCCUCUUUCUGGAAGAAGCCAGUGUAUUGGUCACCAGGGACAGCCUGGUAGGCCCAGGGCCAAUGAAACUCAGCAGCCUGACACAAAGGCCACCCAGCACAGCAGCCUUGGUGUGGGGGCCUAGUGCCUGGUGAUUCUCUCUUGGCGUCCCAUUGCACAGAUGGGCGAGUUCAGAGGGCAGCAGCAGUCGGUAGCCUCAGCUGCUUGUCAGAACCACCAGUGCGCUUUGUAAAGUCCUGAUGUCCAGAGCCUUAGGUCAGUGGACAACACGCUCAUCUGCAUAUACCAGGAAAUCCGAAGACAUCUGCCUAAAAUGCCCAUUUAGACAGAGAGUUCAGCAAGAUCUCAGGAUACAACAUAAACACAUAACAAUCUAUUUUUCUCUAUCAGCAACAUGGACAUAAAGGUUAAAAACAUGAGCAUAUACCUGUUUAGGAAAAUGAGAUACUUAGGGUUAAAUCAGGUAAGGAAGGAUGCUGAAACCUACAAACCAAAAUGAAAUCAAUAUUUAUAUAAAUGAAGACAGACCACAUUCAUAGAUUGAAAGAUCAGUUAAAAAAGAUGUCACAACUGUUGAAAUCUAAGGAAAACCUUUAGCAGAUAGACAAGAUCAUUCUAGAAUUAUUGUAAAAUUUGUAAAAAAAAUUAGAGAAUAAUUUUGAAAAGAAGUUGGACAAGGUAGUCUGGUCUACUGGUCUGUAGACUUCCUGUACAGGUACAAUAAGCAAGAGAGUGUAAUAUGAAGAAAAAAAGUGCAAUAUGACAGAGGGGCACACAAGACAACCUAGAAAUAGAACCACACAAAAAUGCCAUUUUUUUAGUACUGCAAUUUGAACCUCAGCCUCACACAUGCUGGGAAAGUGUUCCACCACUCAGCUACAUGC
Molecule: messenger RNA, 3734 nt
Organism: Fukomys damarensis (Damara mole-rat)
Lineage: Eukaryota; Metazoa; Chordata; Mammalia; Rodentia; Bathyergidae
Gene: Ankrd23
Product: ankyrin repeat domain 23
Exons: 9
Coding region: 614-1531 (305 amino acids)
Biological process (GO): positive regulation of transcription by RNA polymerase II
Cellular component (GO): nucleus
Molecular function (GO): protein binding; transcription cis-regulatory region binding
Source: RefSeq, a predicted model, not a curated record